Seminavis robusta is the source of this 4358-nucleotide messenger RNA. NCBI's taxonomy places the organism in Eukaryota, Bacillariophyta, Bacillariophyceae, Naviculales, Naviculaceae. The record is from the annotation of a GenBank genome assembly.
GAUGCAUGGAUGAUGAAUGGUUUCAGUCGCAUGGUGGCACUUUGGACUGACGACACUUUGAUUUAAGCCAGCAUAAAUGCUAAUUACAGGUUUCAAAAUGGACCAGUACGAUAGAUCUUUGGUUUUCCCCCCGCUGCUUUGGAGCCAACGGCAAAGAUCGAAGAUCCAACCAGAAGCAGGAGAUCAGCGGUCAUUGGCAACAAAGAAAGUAUACAUACCGACGGAGCGCUAGUAAUAGUACUUCAUCUCAAUACCAACAGCAGCACCAUGGCGGCUCCUGGAGGUGGGGCUCUCUUCUACACCCCUGAAAUUCACGAAAGGCCAUACUAUGAUGGUCUAUUUCAAGCUGCCGACACGAACAGAACUGGAUCGAUUGCAGGAGGGGAGGCUGUAGCAUUUUUCUCUCGAUCCAAACUGCCAAUGGAACAACUCAAAAAUGUGUGGACUGUCGCUGACAAUCCGCCAUCCAACUCGUUGAAUCGACCCAAAUUCGCAGUAGCCGUUCGUCUCAUCCAGCUCCUACAAAAUGGCGUGAAGGGACAAGGCACUAAUUUGUCGGUCCCUCCUGGCACUGUCUUGAGGCCGGUCUACCUGGAAGGCAUCAGUGGAACCGUCGUGCCAAUGCCAAACCAGCCACCACCGCAACAGCAACAACCCCCUCCUCCUCAGCAGCAACAACAACAGCAGCAGCCUCCACCUCAACAUCAGAGACCUCCUGGCGGUCCUGGAGGCGGUCAACCCCCUCCUCAGCAGGGAAUGCCACCCGGUCAACGCAUGGCCCCAUCACCUCAGCAACAACAGCAGCAGCAGCAACCCCCGUCGCCCUCGUCACCACCGCAACGACCCCCACAACAGACACCUGCUAGUAUGAAUGCUGGAAGACCACCCAUGGUGCCACCUUCCCCUCAUGCUGGGCCAAGCACAGCCUUGACAGUGCAAGACCCUUACACUCUCACCCCCAAUGAACGGUCACGCUACGAAACGUUGUUUCCACAGUAUGCCAAGGAAGACGGAUUUAUGCACGGAAAAGAGGCCGUGGCACUCUUCUCCAAAUCAGGGUUAGGACAAACGCACCUUCGAGAUAUUUGGAAUUUGGCGGAUCAGCCGGUCGACAACAGGUUGGACAAACUAGAGUUCGCCAUUGCCAUGCAUCUCAUUGUAUGCGUCUCCAAAAAGAAUCUACCAUUGCCCAAAAUUUUACCCAUGUCCCUCAAGGCUUUGAAACAGCAGCAGCAACAACAGCAGCAGCAACAAGCUCCACCUCCAGAGGAAGAAAUGCAGCCACAGGCCCAGCUGCCCCCUGCCCAGCAGCAGCAGCAGCCUCAUGGACAGCAAUAUCCACCUGCUGCUCCGGCAUACAAUUCACAGCAACCGUCCAUCCCGGAUCCCUCUGAUGGCGGCAUGCAAGGAGGCAUGAAUCCGUCGGGAAUGGCAGGCCCACCACCCAUCGCCAAACCUGGUGGUUUGGACAUUUCGGAUGCGUUCGAGGGGCUGAGUACUACGUCGGAUAUUAGCAGUCUGCCCCCACCGGCUACUGGAUUUGGUUCGCUUGGAGGCGGCGGAGGUGGUUUCGGAUCAGGGGCAGGGAAUGAGCCGUCCUAUGGUGGAACAUCUGCAACCGCUUUCUCCUCGAUGGAGCAGCCUUCUCCCCAGCUGGGACCGACCCCGUCGCCGGCCAUGGCAUCGCCUCCACAAAUGCACGAGCCUCCACCAAUGACCAUGUCGGCACCCGCGCCAGAGCCGGCACCGAAAACAUCCGAGGUCUUGGCUCAGUCCUACAACAUGUCCGACAAUACUGGAGAACUAGACAAGCUCAAAACGGUGCUGCAAAAGCUUCAAGCAGAGAACAUCGCUUUGAAGGCCCAACUUGGGACCAUGACGGAAGAAGAGAAGGAUGUUCAGCGGCACAUCAAUGCCACUGUUGCCGAAAUCGGAGUUCUCUCCAACAAACUGACUACGUUGCGAGCGCAGGUGUUGGCGUCGAAAACUCGUUUGCUGGAAUCAACAGCCGAACUAAAGGCCGCGCAAGAAAAGAAAGGGGUUCUAAAUGAUCUGAUUGGCGAGGCAGAGGCGACCAAGGAAGCGAUUGAUACGGCGCACCAGGGCAUUCAAGCGUCAAUCCAAGCGGCACAUGCAGCACCUCCGCAACCGGCACCUGCUCCUGCAUUUGAGGGCGACCUCUUCGGGUUUGGCGCAGCACCUGCACCGGCUCCUCCUGCCAUGGCACCGGGGCCGUCUUUUGACGCAAAUGCGCAACCGAACCCCUACGGUCAACAGGCUGCAGCCCCCGUUCCCUUUUCAGUUGCAGCUCCUGCUCCAGCAGCAGGAGCGCGGCAUCAAAUUGAAACUGUAUCAUCAGACGACUCGUCGGCACCAGGUCAAGGUGACGACGAAGACGCGGGUGAUCAAGGAGCUCAAGGGCAGCCCGAAUCAGUUUUUCGCAGUAACGAGCCAGGCCAAGGCGCGCCGCCACCAAACAUGAUGCAAGGUCAGGGGGCUCCACCAAACAUGAUGGGGCAGGGACCUCCGCAACCAGGUAUGAUGCCAGCACCCGAUGCAAUGGGCAAUCCUCAGUACAACCAAUUCGGUCAGAACGCGCAGCAGCAGCCACCCCCACAAGGAAAUCCCUACCAGGGAAUUUCCUAUGAACAACCCUUCUCGGGCAAUCCCACUCCGUCUCCGAUCUCCCCACACAAUCGACAAAGUUCGAUCAGUUCGCAAAUCAGCUUUGAGGUGAUGGGUGGAGGUCCUGGACCAGAAAAUCAAUUUGGGCAGCCUCCUCCGCCAGGAAACACCGCUGAUGAUGAUGAUAGCAGCGACGGCUUCAUACAACCUGCUCCUUCGAUGGAUGAAAUUAACGAACUCAAGAGCAGAGCCAAGGAGGCAGAGGAUCUAGCACGAGACUCGGAAGACACACUCAGGGCAAUGAUGGAUGAAGCAGACAGACUCAGGCGGGCUGCCGACAAAGCGGAGGUGGAGGCCAGGCAAAAAGCGGCGGAAGCAUCGGAAAAGAAGAGCGGAAUGUUGGGUGGUGGAAAGAAAAAGAAGUCAAUGAAAGAGGCGUCUCAGGCGAAAACCGACGCUGAAGCAAAGAAAAAGAAGUUCCUUGCGGCUCAGUCGGCUGCCAAUGAUGCACAAGCAGUAGCCAUGGAAACGAAGCGUGAGGCAGAAAAGGUUAGAAAAAUGGCCGAGCAGGCAGAAUUAGAUGCCGCGGCCGCUGCAUCAAUGCAACAGAAACAGCCCCCUCCGGAAAAAACACCGGCUCCUCAGCAAGCGCCCAAGCAGGCAGCUGCGAAUGGUGGAUAUCCACAGCAGGGACAGGGCUAUGGUUAUGGAGGUCCUCCGCAAAAUUUUGGACAACAGCCGCCACCGGCUCCACAAGCUUACGGGCAACAGCAGCCACCGCCUCCACAAGGUUACGGACAACAACAGCCACCGACUCCUCAAGGGUACGGACAACAACCACCACCGGCUCCACAAAGCUAUGGACAACCACCAUUGGGACAACCAUAUGGGCAGCCUUUGGGUGCUCCUCAGGGAUUCAAUUCACCUCCCGGAGGAUUUAACCCAAAUGUGAUGGGUGGUGGUGGAGCGGGUGGGAUAGAGAUUCCGACACCUACUGCUGGAGGAGCUGACGACCCAUAUGCAAACCCCUUUUAAAUCUAGCAAGAUCUCUUGACUUCGUUGCUUUUGGUCUUCGAAAUCGUGGGAGACUGGUGGGUGUCUUGACGGUUCCUACAGUAGCUAGCUAGCUACCUGGUAGUACCCGACAAAAAUUUCUUCCACUCACCAUUACCCCUUCAGACGCUCUCUAAAAAUGUAAAACCGUGAUCUCAAUUACUCUAUGCACUUCUUUUUGUCCUUCAACAUGUGCAAACCGUCCCCGUGUGAAGUUUCCCCAUUGGCUUCAUGCGGUCUCUUGAGAGGUGUUCACUGUAAAAUGUUGGGUUGAAAAGGUUUUAGUCUGGCCAAGGUAGGUACCAGGUACCGUACGGUACAGGUGGGCUUGUGGUUUCCUUGGAAUACAUGUAAGAAUAAGGCGGUCUUGCCGGCAAAUGCGUUUGUCUACUAGUGUUGCGACAACGGUAACAUUUGAAAUCAGCUAUCUAUUAAUUGGCCCCCUAGACUAGCUAGCUAGUAUUCCAUAGCCAGACCCUGAAAUGGAUUGCUUCGGCUGCUGGAGUAUCCAUCCUCAAUCGCCAUUGCAUCGUUAUUGCUCAUGGCGUCUCUUUGUGUUUCGGCUCCACUCUCCAAAUCUGCUGCAAGUUGUUGACGAAUUUUUACCCAAGAGAGCUCACUUAGGACAUGCUUCAAACGACCAUGGCCUGCAGCAAUCUCUGGCACAUCGCCAAACAGGU